AUGGCUGCUCAGCGUCCACAGUAUUAUGAAAAUACAUUGUCGUUAUUGGAGAUCAAUGUGACCUCUCUUGCGGAGUCCUUGAAGGAACUGCGUGUUGCUGUUCGACAGGGUGCAGAAGCUAUCCAGGCAAAUGAACCGCCUCAGGAUAAAUGGCCUGUUGGUGGAAUGCUUAAGGCAUUUCCAGGUGUCGCCCUUGCCUUCUUGCGCCUCGAUUUCCAAUCCUCUGUAUUGGAUGAGGACGGCAUCGAGUCUUUGAACUACCGCAAACUGGCUCUAGAAAGAAUCCCGGAUGGCUUCCCAGAUAUUCCACUGCGAGCAUCUCGAUUAGCACCCGCAGGGUCAUUCUCGCCCAUAGCUGCUGUCACUUUGCGUAUCUUCUCGGCACUGGCCAAAGAGAACUGGGAAAGAGAUGCUAAGCCAAGCAUUUCGCAAGAAGAUAUCAGUUGCCUUCAUGAUGCUGCGAACUUGGCUCUGAAUAACGGUCCUCUGGUGCCGCAUGAUGAUCGUAACAUGGGUGGGGAUGAGAUGCUGUAUGGUCGUGCAGGUCUUCUAUUGGUUCUUUUGAAUAUCCGGGCGCAUCAAUUUGAUGAAAAGACUGAAAGUGCCUUGGAAGCUGUCUACGAGACCAUUCCAAGGCUUGUCGACAUAAUCGUGGACGCAGGACGACAAGGCUCAGAGACCUUUAUUGAGAAGAAUGGAGCGCAAGAAGCGCACCCGUUGAUGUAUGCCUGGAUGGAAGGAUAUUAUUGCUUUGGAGCUGUUCAUGGAAUCACUGGUAUUCUACCGAUUCUCCUUUCGGCAAAGCCCGAGGAGAUUGAGCAACAUCUCCCGAUCAUUGGUGAAACUGUUACCUCGCUUUGCAAGCUGACCCUUUCAAAUAACGGCCAUCUCCCCAUGACCCUACCUCCAUUCUCUUUUGGACAAACCUCAGAGCUAGUUCAACUCUGCCAUGGAAGCCCCGGUAUUCUCAUUCUAUUGGCGGCCGCGCUCAAGAACCCGGCCUUGACUAGAGAAUCUUGGUGUCCAGACUGGAACCGCGCUACCUACGAAGCCUCUGAGCGAAUCUGGGAAGAAGGCCUUAUUUCCAAGGGAGGUAGUCUGUGCCAUGGUAUCAGCGGAAACUCCUGGCCCUGGCUCACACUUCACAAUACCUUUGAGUAUCAUUCGGAGGAUCUUGAGGCUGCAAAGAGUGCAUACCUGCAGCGCACAUUGGCCUCGGCCUUCCAAAACGGAGACAUGAGUCCAACCCUGACGCCUGACUUUUUCUUGUCCAAGGCUUUAGCUUUUAUGCUGCAUGCGCGCGAAACUCGCCCAUACAAGAACACAAAAUGCGCUGACUGCACCAAAGACUACCGCAUGCCUGAUGACCCAUACUCGUUGUUCGAGGGUCUAGCGGGUAAUGUAUGUGCUUGGGCGGAAGCGUGUGCUAUCAUUCAAGCUAGACUGCGCAAGAUGGAGCUCACUGGAAGUGGAGCUAGCUUAGAAGAGGACCUUUUAUUUCAACAAGCAAUGAGGAGUGAGCUUGGGUUUCCACUUAUUGGUGGAAAUGGCGCUGCUGGGCUUGUUUAG
Molecule: messenger RNA, 1569 nt
Organism: Penicillium malachiteum
Lineage: Eukaryota; Fungi; Ascomycota; Eurotiomycetes; Eurotiales; Aspergillaceae
Product: lanthionine synthetase C family protein
Exons: 4
Coding region: 1-1569 (522 amino acids)
Biological process (GO): carbohydrate metabolic process; peptide modification
Cellular component (GO): plasma membrane
Source: RefSeq, a predicted model, not a curated record